AUGAACCCUUACCCACAAAAGAAAGUUAUCACAUUCAACAAACACACGGACGAUUUCAGUUUUAACGUCAAUUACGCCGAGUUAGACCAUAUUCCGUCAAGCGAACUGAUGAGCAUUGGAUCUUUAAAUUUAACACAAGUAGUGUUAUCUGGAGUUAGUGAGGCCUUAGCAAAGAAUUCAGGAGAAAAUAUUGAACACAAAGGCAUUAAAGCACACUUCAACAUGGACGAUUCUGGUCUUCUCCAUUUAGUUAAUGUGGAAUUUGUCGCUGAAAAGACAGUCACUGAUGAGGACGAAGACAAAGAUAGCACCUUGUCGAAAAUAGGUAGCACUAUCAGCAAAUUGUUCAGUUCAGACUCUGAAUUACCUGAUAAACCAGAAGAGAAGGCAGAAGAAAAACCAAAAGAGACUGUGAAGAAUGAAACUACCAAAAAUGAUACAACUACGGAAAAACAAAACGCAACUGAGCCUGAAACUAAGCCAAAGCCUAAGAUAGUUGUAUUAAAAGAACCAAUUCAAACAGAUGAACAGAUAUUAACACUUUUACCACUAACUCCAGAAGAAUUCAAAGCCUCUAAAACAAAGAUAAUCCAAUUAAAUAAUAUUGAUAAGAAACGAGUGGAGAGGGAGACGGCGUUGAACAAUCUAGAAGCUUUCGUAGUUGAUGCCCAAAUGAAAAUGAACAUGGAUGAAUAUGCUGAAUGUGGUACACCGGAGCAAAUUGAGGAGAUCAUAAAGAUUUGCUCUGAAAUAUCCGACUGGCUCUAUGAAGAUGGUUAUGAUGCAGAGACAGAAAUGUAUGAAGAGAAAUUGAAGUUGCUCAAAGAAAAGUCUAACCCUAUAUUUUACAAACACUGGGAGCAUAAAGAACGACCAGACGCUAUAAAUGCAGUACGAAACCUACUCAAUAGUUCCCGAGAGUUCCUAAAAAUGUCCAAAAACUUCACUAAAGAAGCAAAUUCUGAAAGAGAUGUUUUUACUGAAGUGGAAAUAACUGUUCUCGAAAAGAAAAUUGAGGAAACCCAAUUGUGGUUAGAUAAGUCUAUUGAAGAGCAGAAUGAAUUGAAAAAGAAUGAAGACAUCAAACUUACAGUGGAAAGUAUCAGGGAAAAAAUAACGAAUUUGGAUAGAGAGGUUAAAUAUUUGCUAAAUAAAAUGAAAAUUUGGAAGCCCAAGAAGCCGGCUAAGAAAGAAGAAAACAAAACGGAAACUAUAGAAGCAAAGGAAGAAGUGAAGCCUGUCACUGAAGAAGUUGAAGAAGAGAAUGAGAAUGGAAAGGCUGAAGCUGUUGAAACUGAAGAAACAACAGAAAUACCACAGCUAGAAGAAAAUGUUGAACAUUCCGAAUUA
Messenger RNA from Brenthis ino (lesser marbled fritillary), 1350 nucleotides. Lineage: Eukaryota; Metazoa; Arthropoda; Insecta; Lepidoptera; Nymphalidae. The record is from the annotation of a GenBank genome assembly.